AUGGAGAUCGAGGCACCCACCUUCAUCUCGCUCAACAAGGCUCAGAAGCGCGCGCUCAUUCUCCGCGACCAACUUCGCUUUCAUGAUCCGCACCACCUGGAUUUGUUCAUUGAGGGUAUCAGUAACGAUGAGCCACCUACUUACACCAAAGUGAACGGUAUCAUCAAGCCUGAACUGGUCUUGGCCACACUUAAAGAAGAAGCCAGACGUUUCGAUCUUGGCAACGUACAACUACCGGAAGAGCAUAACUCCAUAUACCGCGUUUACCUAGUGGUAGAAGAUGGCCAGAUCCAGAUGCAGACUGAGGAUCCUUUGCCACAAGAUGAAAACGUCCUUGACUCCCAACCUAUUCAUGGCUUCAUUGCUAGGACUAUGGUACCAAUGUUCAAAGAAAAAUUCCAGGUUAUCUUCGCGAGGAUGAACAAGAUCAACGAGGCUAGGCGGGCCGCUUACAACAUGCCUAACCAGGCGCCAGUUUUGUUUCAUGAAGGAGAGACACUCGCAAGGCUCGAUCCAGCGAAGGCUGAGCAGGACCGGACUCUUACUCGUGUGACGAAGUCACGCAAGCGAGCACUGAAUGAGGAGAUCGUUCAACAUGUCUCCAACAAGCGCAAAUGCGUUGGUCUCGACGCAAUCCCUGAAGAUGCGAAGCGUAAGACCUUCGACACGAUUUCGAGCCACGUCAAAGUUGAUUUGUUCAACUCUAUCGUCAAUACGGCAUUCCCAAACUUUAACAACCUGAUGAUUGCGUCCUGGAACGUGAUCACAAUCUAUACGGCUUGCGGUAGCGACUUUCCAGAUCUUCACAAGGCGAUGGUCGAUCUCAAAGGAGUCCUCCAGGAUUUCGACGAGUCUUUUGGUCAGCACGUUGAUCGAGCCCCGCCUAAAUACAGGGACGACUUUGGUGGACCUUCUCGGGACGGUACGGAUGAGGAUGGGACCCAAGAUCGUAACGGGAGGCGCGAUCAGGAGCGUUACAAGGACUGCAAAAACGAUGACGUUGAUCAUCAUGGGAAUCUCUUCGAAAAUCAUGUGCCUGUCUUGGGACAGGGAGGAGUGCAAGAGGGCAUUGCUGAACAAGGUGACGGCACGGAAGAUUCAGACGGACACGAUGACGAAGACGACCAAGUACCUCCUGUGGAUCCAGGUCUGGCUCCCACGACCGAAUAUCCCAGCGAAGUUUGCCGACCUGGCUCACAUCAUAUGGCAGAAACCCAUGUUGGAGGCCAAGAGUACGCUCACCAUCAUCACGCACAUGUGAAGAAAGUUCGAGAGCAGCACGUCGACGACGACGAUGCUGAAGAUCUUCCCCUCAUUACAUUACGAUCAGGAUCUCGUCGUGAGGCGUACUCAUCCUCCGUUGAAAGGAAGCGUAACGAAGAGUCGCCCGUCGAUAAAGCUACUCCUAAGACUAUACAGAACGCGACCAGCACCAAGGCAUAUUCUGCGGAGACCGAUUCCCACUCAGAGCUCGAUCAACAAACGCCACAACUGCAAGAUGGCCCGGCCGCAAACCCGACUUCUGCUUCAUCGCCUCAACCUAGGAAGAAGAAGCAGCGCGACAUCUCUAGCUACACCAUCGUCGAACUCGAAAAGAAGUAUAAGGAGCGCGAGGCUCACAUUCUGACUACCUUCGAAAACGACAUGAGCAAAGUCCCGGAGAAGCACCGCAAGGCCCUCGAGUCGAUGAAGGCUCUGCUUGAGGGUCGUAAGAAAGAUGAAGCGCAGGAGAAAGCCAACAAAAUGAGCGAUUCCUCUGGAAAGUUUGGACGUCCGGGUACCAGCAAUGGCGGCAUGUUCGGCAACUAUACUGGCAAAUCUCCCAGCAACCAUCUCGGCAACUCUGUCCUAGGAGCGAAGAAACCAGCAAGCAUCGCGCCGGUGGCGCCAAUGUUUCCGAACGGCAGCCGAAGAGAUCCGAGGAAUGGUGUUGCACAGGGUAGGACAGGCAACACAUCUCCUUACGGGCGUGGUAACUGA
Messenger RNA from Alternaria postmessia, 1980 nucleotides. RefSeq lists its product as uncharacterized. The coding region runs from base 1 to 1980 and encodes 659 amino acids. NCBI's taxonomy places the organism in Eukaryota, Fungi, Ascomycota, Dothideomycetes, Pleosporales, Pleosporaceae. The record is from RefSeq and is a predicted model, not a curated record. The transcript is spliced from 4 exons.